Messenger RNA from Humulus lupulus (European hop), 2638 nucleotides. Its product is annotated as probable LRR receptor-like serine/threonine-protein kinase At1g56140. The transcript has 22 exons. The record is from RefSeq and is a predicted model, not a curated record. NCBI's taxonomy places the organism in Eukaryota, Viridiplantae, Streptophyta, Magnoliopsida, Rosales, Cannabaceae. The coding region runs from base 104 to 2638 and encodes 844 amino acids. Gene Ontology annotation, molecular function: protein binding; ATP binding; protein kinase activity. Gene Ontology annotation, biological process: protein phosphorylation.
AUAUUUUAUUUGGGAACUCUGCUAUCUGAGCUCCAAGUGACCAGAAAGCCCAUUUAGCCAUUUUUGUUUGGGUUGACUGAGAUAUUCAUGUGAAUUAAUAAUCAUGUCCUUAGCUCUAAUACUUACUUUCUUUGUGGCCUUCCCCACUUUUAGUCAUGCUUCUUUAACUCAGCCCACUACAGAGCCCUCUGAAGUGAGAGCUUUGAACUCUAUCUUUGAUCAAUGGGGGAUUAAGGCUGACACUCGGCAAUGGAAUAUAAGUGGGGAACCAUGCAGUGGUGCUGCCAUAGGCGACUCCACCUCCAACGACGACAGCUCAAACAACGCCUUCAUCAAAUGCGAAUGCUCUUUCAAGGAUGGCUCCCUCUGCCACAUCACCAAACUGCACGUUUAUGAAAAGAAUGUUGGUGGUGAAAUUCCAGAAGAGCUAUGGACUCUGACCUUUCUCUCAGAACUGAAUUUGGCCCGGAAUUUGUUGACAGGCUCUCUUUCUCCAUCAAUUGGGAACCUCACUGACAUGCAAGACUUGAGCAUUGAGUCAAAUGCACUCUCUGGGGAGGUACCAAAGGAAUUGGGAAGACUUACUAAGCUAAUAAGUUUGUCAUUUUCAUCAAAUAACUUCUCUGGUACCUUGCCGCAAGAGUUGGGGAAUUUAAAUAAAUUACAAACACUUUCCAUUGAUAGUUCUGGAGUUAGUGGUGAGAUACCUUCAACAUUUGCAAAUCUCACAAGCUUGCAAAGCGUGUCGGCAUCAGACAAUGAACUAACAGGGAAGAUACCUGGCUUUAUAGGGAAUUGGAGAAAUCUUAUUACCUUGGCUCUUCAAGGAAACUCUUUUGAAGGACCUAUACCACCAACUUUUGUGAAUCUGACUUCUCUAACAGCCUUGUGGUUAAGUGAAAUAUCUAAUGCAAGUUCUUCUCUUGCAUUUAUCAAGAAUAUGAAGUCUUUAAGAUUCUUAAUACUGAGGAAUAACAACAUCACAGACUCAAUUCCUUCUAAUAUUGGAGACUACCAAAAGUUGACAAAGCUUGAUCUGAGCUUCAACAAUAUAAGUGGGCAAAUUCCUCAAUCUCUUUUCAACAUGGGUUCAUUACUAGAACUGUUUCUUGGAAACAAUAGCUUAAGUGGUACGCUGCCCCAACAAAAAAUAAGCACCUCUCUUAAUACUAUAGAUUUAUCAUACAAUAAUUUAGUGGGAAACCUUCCUACUUGGGUCAAUCAACCUAAUUUACAAAUGAAUUUAGUAGGUGGAAACAAUUUCAAUAUAAAAAGUUUAAAGAAGAGUGCUCUUCCCUCAGGGUUAUAUUGCCUUCAGCAGAAAUUUCCUUGCAAUCGAGGCAAAGGCAUCUAUUAUAACUUUGGGAUUAGCUGUGGCGGUCCUGAAAUAACGCCUUCUAAUGGUAUUUUGUACGAAAGAGACAAUGAAACUCUUGGUCCAGCUACUUAUUAUGUUAGCAGCACUGAGAGGUGGGCGGUUAGCAGUGUUGGAAGCUUUGGCGUGAACCGUAAAGGGAGUUAUACUUCAGAAUCAGCACUUUUCCUGACAGCAAGGCUUUCUGCUUCAUCACUAAGAUAUUAUGGUCUUGGCCUUGAGAAUGGUGCCUACACUGUAGAACUUUCAUUUGCAGAAACAACUUUCCCAUCUAAGUCUUGGAAAAGUAUUGGGAGGCGUGUGUUUGAUAUUUAUAUCCAAGGGAAGCUUGUUUUGAAGGAUUUUGAUAUGAAAAAGGAAACAGUUGGAGGAAAUGGUAACUCUAUUAAGAAGAACUAUACGAAGGUGAGAGUUAUAGAGAACUACCUUGAAAUCCAUCUUUUUUGGGCUGGAAAAGGAACUUGCUGCAUACCUUCCGCAGGUACUUAUGGACCCUCUAUUUCAGCCAUCAGUGCUAACCCAGAAUUCAUUCCUACAGUCAGUAACAAACCUCCAACCAAGAAGAACAAGAGGACUAAUCUCAUUGCAGGGGCUUCUGUUGGUAUUGGAGUUUCAAUCUUUUUCUCUGUGUUUGGAAUUCUAUAUUUUCUAAAAAUAAAAAAGAAGCCUCAAAGCGACAACGACAACGACAACGACGAAGAGCUUUCAGGGAUGGGUGUUAAGCCAUUCACUUUCAGUUAUGCUGAGCUAAAGAUGGCUACAAAUGACUUCAGUUCUGCUAAUAAGUUGGGAGAGGGAGGAUUUGGAGUUGUCUACAAGGGAACACUUGAGGAUGGAAGAGUAGUAGCCAUAAAGCAAUUGUCAGUGACAUCCCAUCAUGGAAAAAGUCAGUUUGUAGCUGAGAUCGCUACAAUAUCUGCGGUGCAACAUCGCCACCUAGUGAGGUUGUAUGGUUGCUGCCUUGAAGGAGAUAAACGACUUCUUGUUUACGAGUACUUGGAGAACAAAAGUCUCGAUCGAGCACUAUUUGACCACAGUUUGAAGCUGGAUUGGUCAACACGUUUCAACAUUUGCUUAGGAGUAGCAAGAGGUCUAAGUUAUCUUCAUGAGGAAUCACACAUUAGAAUUGUCCACAGAGAUAUAAAGGCCAGCAACAUUCUGCUGGACUAUAAUCUCAAUCCCAAAAUAUCAGAUUUUGGUUUGGCAAAGUUUUAUGAUGAUAGAAAGACUCACAUAAGCAUCUGCGUUGCCGGGACAUUGUAA